UAAUAUACGUCUAUUUGAAACUCUAGCGUAAAAGAGUUGAAGGCAGAAGGCGGAGCAAAGAGUGCGCUUCAGGACCAGGGCACAACUUCUGGACAAGAAGAAUAUAUGGAUGAUGUGGAGGGUUAUGGAGAGGUAGACCUGGCAGCUAACGUGUAUGACGACGACUACUUAUCAUCCGAUGGCGAGAAUGUGGCGGAUGUAACAAUCGACCUUCUCGAGGACGAAGAGUUUCCAGAUAUGCUGGAUCAGGAAGAGAUCUCCCAUCAUGCCCUUGCCAUGAACACUUAUGAGCACGAAUUGGAGGAUUCAAGUCGGAGUGGAGGCGUAGGCUUUAAUGGCUAUGGCGGUGAUGUUCAGUCUCAACUGCAACAACAACCGCAACAGGUGCAGUUACAGCAACAACAGCAACAACAGCAGAUACCAUCACAGCGGCAUAUUGCUCAGCAGUCACAACACUCGCCAUUAACUAGCGAACGGAAACUUUCUCGCGAUCGGGAGCGCGAUCCUUCACAUGCACUUAAAGGCCGGAAGUCUGAGGCGUUCAGCAGGCUACCUAUGCCAAAGAGCUUUCAGCAACAUUCGUCAGCAUCUGGCAUUCCUACCCUCCAGCAUCGCCAUUCGAACUCUACCACAUCUGGCCGCAAUAAUCCGCCCAAUACCUCACCACCUUUGGGAGGCAAAUCUCGAGAACCGAAGCCAAGUCCAUCUGAGAUGAUAUCGAGUCCUGGACCAGCAAAUGAUUAUAUCAGUCAGAAAGGAGGCAGCAGUGUAUCGCCCAUCGCUGUGAAGCAACAUCCGUCUGUGAACACAAAGCAUGGGCAUUCUUCUUCUGCUUCCAGUAACAACAAUGGGCCUAUCAGCGCAGGAUCCGCAUCGGGUGGCGGCGAUAUGAAUAAUGUGAGCAUGACCUCGCCUACGUCGCCCAAGGUGGCACUAUCCUCGUCUGUGUCUUCUGGAACCGGACAGCAGAACGGCAGCAGCAGUAGCAGCAGUAGGAAUUGGAGUACUGCAGAAAUGGACGACUUUAUACGCGAGCAUCGUAUUCAACUGCGGGACUGUGGCGAGCUCACAAAGAGGGAGACGAAGCUGCUUGCGAAUGUGACCCUAGGCAUGUCUUCAUCGAUCCAUGCACAGACCACAGGGUUUUCGAACAACCGGGAGUCAUUCAUGAAGUAUCUGGAUGAGUUGGAUGAGAUUGUGGACGAGAAACUGAUAACGAUUGUGACAAUGUCGCAGAAAUUGAAGGCGUUGCGCGGACACGGACAGACGUGAAGCGGAGGAAGGAGAAAGCAUUUUUCAAUGGUGGUCAUUAUAAUCAAUAGAAGCAUCCUUUCUGCAUAUUAUCGCUAGCGCAAGAAUCGUUGAAGUAAACUUAACGAGAUACCAUUCCACCCUAUUCUCUCCCCCCCCCAUUACCUCCACUACCACUACCGCCGUGUAUAAUUUACAAAUGUCAUAUUUAACAACAACAAUGUAGGUUUUCAAGAACCCAUUUUCAUAUAUUGAAAUAUUACUGAAAGACACAAACGACACAGGUAAUGAGGAUGAGAGAAGACGACCGAGAAGUGUAAGAAGUGCCGUUUUGGAUGGUCGAAAAAAGAACAGUUUAGUUUUCCUUGAGUUCCUCCUUCAAUAGAGAGACAAAGAUAUCUGAGUCUGGGAAUGCCAAUCGU
Molecule: messenger RNA, 1673 nt
Organism: Gamsiella multidivaricata
Lineage: Eukaryota; Fungi; Mortierellomycota; Mortierellomycetes; Mortierellales; Mortierellaceae
Exons: 1
Coding region: 106-1272 (388 amino acids)
Source: RefSeq, a predicted model, not a curated record